AUGCUGAAAUUUUUACUAUUUUCUUUAAUCGCAAUUUUGCUGAUUAAUAAGAUAUCGGCACAAUGUGAACGAAGUCCCACCGUUAAUUGUAUCAUUUACGAUGAUAUUCAAGUUAAAACUUUCGAUGGAAACGUUUAUGGAUUUCUAUCAAGCUGUGAUUAUCAACUCCUUUUGAUUCCGGGAAAAGGUUUAAGUGUUACCUAUAAAAGGAAUCCGUCGAGUUUGGAAGUUGUUUGGGGUGGAAAAAUUUUUGUGAUCACUUUAUUAAAUAAUGUUGCUUCUUUAACGAAAGAUGGUAACUUCCAAGGGAUUCCAAGCACGACGAGUGGGGUUAAAUUUAGUAGACCAGGUCGGAUGGUUGUGGUUAAAAUCGUCGCUUUGGAUAUGAAAAUUAAAUAUGAUGGAGAUACCGUUGAGAUAAUUUUGAAGAAUUCGGCAACAACACCGAACACUUUGGGAUUAUGCGCUGAUAAUAACGGAUGUGUUAACGAUGAUUUAUUAUUACCAAACGGGCAACAAGCUGCUUCAGUUACAGCUUGGGCUGAUUCAUGGGCCACUACAACUUGUACUUCAUCCGAUUUCACAUUAACUUGUACUCAAAAUCAAUUAUCGGCUGCUCAAACUUUUUGUGACAACCUAUUUAUUAAUAACCCUCAAUUCGGAGAUUGCACCUUAAUUGCCGGCGCUUUCCUCGAUAUUUGCAUGUCAAGUUAUUGCUCUUGCGCUUUAUCAAACGCAGUCGAUUGCGAAUGUUCCAUGUUAGACAUGUUUGUAAGAACUUGCGAGGUUGGUUUUGACAUGUUGGUGAGUUGGAGAGGUGCUACAAUGUGUCCAAUCUCAUGUUCGGUCCCUGAUGAAAGUUAUAUGAGAUGCGCCCACAACAACAAACAAUUAGAUUGUUGGGAACCCGAAGUGACCGAUCCAAGCUUAUACGAUUGCGAAGAAGGGUGUUAUUGCUCAAACGGGUUAAGAUUAUACGAGGAUGAGUGUUUAACACUCUCCGAAUGUCCUUGCUUUUACGAUGGGACUUAUUAUGCGAGCGGGACGACGACCCAACAAGAAUGUAAUUCUUGUACUUGCUCAAAUGGGCAAUGGUCUUGUACUAAUAAUGAUUGCAUGGUUUGUGCUGAAUGCAUUGGGGACCCCCACUGCACCACAUUCGAUGGCAAAAAAUACGAUUUCCAAGGAAAAUGCUUGUAUUAUCUCGUUCGUGGGAACGGUUUUGAUAUCAUUUGCGACCACUACGUUUACACAGCUAGCGGUAUUUACAAAGACAUCACUUCGUCCGCCCCAGCUGUUUGCGCAAGAGUCCUCAUCAACAUCGAUGGAUACAACAUCGUUUUGGGACAAUCACAAGUUGUUACAGUUAAUGGCAACACAAUCGGAUGGUUCCCAUAUUCGAAUUUACCCGAUUUCUUAAUCAGCAAACCCACCACGGAAUUCGUUCAAGUUACUUUAUGGAACGGAAUCACAAUUCAAUUCACCGGCCAAUGGUACGUUCGAGUUUGCGUUCCGUGGGUUUUCCAUAACCGAGUUGAAGGUUUACUUGGGACCCUCACCGACACUCAAGUUGAUGAUUUCACCAAACCCGAUGAUACAAUAACAACUGACCCCAACGAAUUUGGACAUUCUUGGAAGGUUCCUGGAAGCUGUGAGAACGAAAAUGUCGCAGAACCGAUUCAUCCGUGUCUCGUAAAUCCAUCGAGGGAAGUAAACGCUGAAAAUAUUUGCUCGCCCAUUAUCUCAAGUUUAUUCGCCGGAUGUUCCGCUAACCCUCAAGCUGAUUAUGAAGAUUGCGUUUAUGAUGGGUGUAAUUGCGAGGUUGAUGACACCAGGUGUUUAUGCGAGCAUUUUAUGGCUCAAGAAAGGAAAUGUUUUAAGAAUGGGAUUACUGUUAAUUGGAGGGAUACGAUUACUCAAUGUUCUGUGACUUGCCCAAGUGGACAAACUUAUCAAGCUUGUGGAAGUUCUUGCCAAACUUGCGAUGAUAUCUCAUUAAGUGGUAAUUGCGUGGAAGAGUGUGAGGGAGGGUGUAGAUGUCCUGCAGGACAAGCGAUGAAUUAUAACGAUCAAUGCGUUCCAAUUAAUCAAUGUACUUGUAUAUGGAAUGGUGCUAGAUUUAGCGCAGGAAAUUAUUUCGUUGAUAAAGAUCAAGCUUUAAAAUACACUUGCGUAAACGGACGUUGGGUGAUAACCGAUAGCACCCCAACAGAAAUAACAGAUCCAAGCCAAGAUUGUUCAAAUACGUUCUUGGUUUACGCCGGUUGCAAACGAACCAACACCUUAACUUGUUACAACAAGCAUUUAGAAGAACGUCCUAACUUUGAAAAUUGCGUUGGAGGAUGCGAAUGUGUAGUUGGAUUCGUUUUGGACACCGCAAUUGGAGUUUGCGUUCGUCCCGAAGAAUGUCCAUGCAUGUAUAAAGGAAUCAGUUACCCCGAUAACUCCGUUGUAAGCAACCGGGAAGAAAGAUGUACUUGUAACGCGGGAUUAUGGGAGUGUAUCCCUGAAACUGACCAUUGGGAAACAUGUAUUGCUUCUGGAGAUGUUCAUAUCAGAUCGUUCGAUGACACGAUCUUUUCGUUUGAAGGAUAUUGCGAAUAUGUCGUCUUCUUUUAUCAAUCACCUACUUUUGGGAUGAUUAGAGCUACAAUUGAGUCAUCUUCUUGCCCCACUGGGGCUUGUAUGCGAACUGCAUCAAUUCAUAGAAGAGCCCCGAAUGGAGUUACAGAAACAAUUAUCUUCAAUAUCGAUGGAACCAUCGUUCAAAGCCAAUUAACCAAUUUGAUUAUGACCGAUAUGGGUGCUUCAGUUUUCGUUGAUGUUCUCAAUGCUGGGAUAAGAUUCGUUUGGAAUCGAAGCGGCCAACUCCAAGUUCAUGUCAGUCCUUUAUGGUUAACUCAACACAGUUCAGGUUUAUGUGGCCAAUACGAUAAUAACCCAGCUAAUGAUUUAGAAGUACCUGGGAAAACGUUAAAUGGAGUCGUUGAUUUUGUUAAUAAUUGGAAACGCGAUUCAAGUUGUGCUUCGGCAACUGAAAUUGGACCUUAUUCCAUGCUUAUUCCCGAUGACCCUUGCGAAUAUCUUAAGAAUGGAGUCUUUAAAACUUGUAAUUACUUAGUUCCGGUUGAACCAUGGUUAGAAAAAUGCCGACAAAAUUCCCAACAGCAAAAAGGAGUUCCUCCAGCUCAACGUAAAAAUCAUUAUUGCGCUGUAAUUUCAUCUUAUGCCCAAUUAUGUACUGAGGCUGGAGCUCCGGUUGAUUGGAGGACUGCAACCAUGUGUCCUGUAUCUUGUACUGGAAAUAAAGCACUAUUCCCUUGCGAAACUCCAUGUGCAAGAGAAAAUUGUGACAACACUGUCGGAUUUAAUUGCCCUGAUAAAAUCUGCGUUGAAGCUUGCAAAGAUCCAAAAUGUCCUUCUGGACAGGUUUAUUUAGAUGGAACUAACACACAAUGUGUUCCUGUAAGUCAAUGUCCUGCUACAAGAAGACUUUUGAGAUGGUUGAAUGGUUAAAAAUUAAUUUUCGAAUUAAUAACAUGUUUAUUGCAAAAAAAAUGUUUUUGAUUGAAGAAAUAAACGUGAAUA
Molecule: messenger RNA, 3588 nt
Organism: Onthophagus taurus
Lineage: Eukaryota; Metazoa; Arthropoda; Insecta; Coleoptera; Scarabaeidae
Product: von Willebrand factor-like
Molecular function (GO): protein binding
Source: RefSeq, a predicted model, not a curated record